UAUUUACCUAGUCCACUUUUCAAUAAUUCAUGUGCUUCAUUAUUCAUUUUCUUCUCAUAGAUAACAGUUUGGGAGGAGAUUUGCUUGUUGCUGUUUUCUUCACAAAUUUUGAAAGAGAUCUUGGUUUCUUGCUUUUACAAACUUAAGACCCUCUAAGGAUACAAGUAUCAUCUCAUCUACCUCACUUGUCCAGUUUGUUUCUUCUGCCUAUGAAGUUUGUGCUUAACAAAAAGACAAGGAGGUUUGUGGAUCAUUUUAACUGACCUUUUGGUUUCAUCUUUCCAAAUAAUUUGAAGAACAAACCAGGUGGAGCAAGAAUCUUAAUAGAUGUUGGGUUUUUAAACUGCAGUGAGCUUAUAAUAUGGAUUGGAUAUUGUCAUCUGUUGAAGUGAUAAGGAGCUUUGGGGGUCCAUACAUAAAUCAUCAUCGGAAACUUGAAGAUUAUAUGAAUGAGCUUCGAGGAAAUGUGAAUAGUCUAAAUUCCCGAAAGCGAGACCUCGAACUAAAAAUGGAAGCAGAGGAGCGUUGUGGGAAAAAGAUGAAGAAAGAAGUGGCGAACUGGCUCAAAGAUGUAGAAAAGGUCGGCAAUGAAGUCAAAAACAUUGAAGAGGAGUUCCCUUCUGUUUCAUUCUUGUCACGUGGCCGUCUAGGAAGUUUUGUUUGCCAAACUAUUGAAAACGUAAACAAAAUUUACCAACAAGGUAGUUUCCUUGACGGUGUGGCAGUUGAUGGGCCUCCAGCCACCGGGGUGACAUUACUAACAUCAAAUCUAGAAGGUGAAAUCGAUGUAAAAGAACAAAUUUGGAAGUAUUUGAUGGGUGAUGAGGUUGGAAUGAUUGGAGUAUGUGGAAUGGGUGGUAUAGGGAAAACUACCAUUAUGAAGCAUAUCAAUAAUCAGUUGUUGAAGGAUAAUCGGUUUGAUCAAGUGAUAUGGGUCACUGUAUCAAAAGAAUUGAAUAUUUUCAAAUUGCAAGAAGAUAUUGCAAAUUCUUUGAAACAAGCUCUUCCAACAACUGAAUUGCAACGAGCAGCACAAUUAAAGAAUAUUUUGGAGGGAAAGAGAUAUGUGUUGAUCUUAGAUGAUGUUUGGAAACGAUUUUCUCUAUUGGAUGUGGGAAUCCCUAAACCAACGUUAGGAAUGAGGAGGAAAGUUGUACUCACUAGUAGAUUGAUUGAGGUCUGUGAGUCUAUGGGUUGUGAGGUGGUCAAAGUGCAACCGCUUUCAAAGAAUGAGUCCAUGAACUUAUUCUUACAUCACGUGGGGCCUGAAGUUGUACAGGAUCAAAAUUUAAAAGACAUUGUCAAUAAAAUUGUUGAGAAAUGUGGCGGUUUACCACUUAGCAUUGUGACGAUCGCCGGGAGCAUGAAGAAGGUAGAUGAUAUUUGUGAGUGGAAGAAUGCACUAAUUGAAUUAGAGGAGCGUGUGAAAAGUGUGAAAGGAUCGGAUAUUGAAAUAUUUGAGCAUUUGAAGUUUAGUUAUGAUCGUUUGGAAGAUCAAAAAAUCCAAAAUUGUUUCCUAUAUUGCUCCUUAUAUCCUGAAGAUUAUAUAAUUAGUAAAGUAGGAUUAAUUGAAAAUUGGAUAGAUGAGGGACUCCUUGACGGCUUACAGACCAGAGAAGCAAUGCAUCACAGAGGUUAUAGCAUUUUAAAUAAGCUUGAAAAUAAUUGCCUAUUAGAGAGGGCUGAAGAUUUUAUUGAUGGAGUUAAGAUGCAUGAUGCUUUAAGGGACAUGGCGUUGUUGUAUAUUAAAGGUCAUCAGUUCAUGGUAAAAGCAGGUAUGCAAUUGAAAGAAUUCCCAAGUGAGCAAGAAUGGACAGUGAGUGUUGAGAAAGUUUCCUUGAUGCAAAAUUCAAUAUUAGAAAUUCCUCCUCACAUAUCACCUAGAUGGCCUCAUUUAUCAACUUUGAAACUGCAAAAUUGUGGCUUACAAAGGAUUUCAGAAUCUUUUUUUAAGCACAUGCCUGAGUUAAAAGUUUUAAAUCUUUCACAUAAUAUUUUCUUAAAGUAUCUGCCGAAGUCGAUCUCAAACUUGAAAACUCUCAAUGCAUUGAUACUCUUUUGUUGUAACCAGUUAAAAUAUGUGCCUUCCUUAGUAGAGCUCACAUCACUAAGAAAGUUGGACCUUUCGGGUACAGGAAUUGGAGAGGUUCCUCAUGGCAUAGAGAUGUUAGAAAACUUGAGAGAUCUUCGUAUGAGGUCAUGGGCUUUAAAAGAGCUACCAGUAGGAAUAUUACGGAGGAUUUGUCAUCUCCAAUGCUUAAUGCUAGAGGAUACGUUUGUAAAGGGAGAAGAAGUAGGCCAAUUGAGGAAGCUCGAGUGGGUUUCAUGUUCAUUUCGCAACGUGCAAGAGUUUAAUAAAUACGCAGAGUGUACGCAAGGUAAAUGGCCUACAUCUUUCUUUUUUCAAAAAAAGGUUGAAUUUAGAAAUUUGGAGAUAGAGAGGUGUGAUGAUAGGGUGGUCCCACAUGACCUUCAAACUUUAACUAUUGACAAGUAUGAUGAUUUCAAAUGUUUAAACAACAUUCCUUUGUUUCGUAAGGCGACUGACUGGAAGGAAUGUCGAAUUUGGCAGUGUAAAGGGAUGGAGUGUGUGGUUGACUUGUCAUUAUCGUCUUGUGACGCACUUGACAACAUUGAGGAGUUACGCCUAUUUUUGUUGAAAAACUUGCGUGAAGUUGUGAGAGUAGGAGUAGCAGUUGAAAUUGAAUCUACCUCUCAUUCUCCAACACCACCUGCCAUCUUCUCUUCUCUUAAAAAAUUAGAUAUCAGUUUUUGUUCGAGGGUGAAGAAGUUGUUUCCAGUUGAGCAGUUGCAAGGCCUCCCAAACUUAGAGAAUAUUGAUGUUAGAUAUUGUGAUGAAAUGGAGGAAAUAAUAGCAUCAGAAGAAAAUCACAAAGGAGAAGGAACAACAUUUAUUCUUCCCAAAUUAAAAUCAUUAGUCUUGGAAGAAUUACCAAAAUUGAAAAGCAUUUGCAGCGGUGGACUUAUGAUUCCUGCAGAUUCUCUCCAAUUUCUUCAUAUAGUUGAAUGUCCAGAAGUUAAGAGGAUCCCUUUGUCUCUUCCCCUUGUUGAAAAUGGGAAACCAUCUCCUCCUCCUUCUCUACCAAAAAUGACAGUAAGCCCGAGAGAAUGGUGGGAAUCAGUGGAAUGGGAUCAGCCUGAUGCUAAGGAGGUCCUUUCUCCCUUUGUUCAAUAUUGGUAGAAUGAGAUGGAGAAUUGGUGUUUGAUUAAUUGUGGCUGUAAGGCUCUUGCUUCUUAUUAAGAACUGCAAACAUUAAUUGUGAGUUUAUUUUCAUCUCUUUCUCAUUUGCUAAAGAAUUACUCUGAUGCUCCAACACCACCUACCAUCUUCUCUUCUCUUAAAAUAUUAGAUAUGUGUAGAUGUUCGAAGAUUAAGAAGUUGUUUCCAGUUGAGCUGUUGAAGAGCCUCCAAAACUUAGAGGAAAUUAGUGUUAGCAGUUGUGAAGAAAUGGAGGAAAUAAUAGCAUCGGAAGAAAAUCACAAAGGAGAAGAAAUGGAAUCAGCCUGAUGCUAAGGAUGUCCUUUCUCCCUUUGUUACAUAUAAUUAGAAUGAGAUGGAGAAGAGCUAUUCGAUUAAAUGUGGCUCCACGGCCCUCAAUGGACUUGUUCUCAACCAAACUGAUGAUACAAGACUUCACAUGGAAUGCAGAAAGCCAAGCAUACACUAGUUCAGAUAAUGGAGGAAGAGGUUGUGGUUGCGCCUUUUGGUUUGAUAAUUUGAUUGAUUACAAACAGUUUCAAUCAGUAGGGCAGGAUCUAUAUGUUAGAAUGUCUGCUUCAAAAUCAGAAUUGAAAGAUAAGCUUAGGAUGGAGCUUGCUGCAGUGAUUAGAACACUACUGUCCUGUGCUUUCGGGGCUGUUUAUUGUCAGUUAUUACAUUUACAGAAGCCCCAGAAAGUUGAAAGGUAACUUUGAUAUAUCCUUCACAAAAAUGCUCAUUUUGUUCCUUUGUUAAAAAUUACUUUGUUAAUAGUGAUGCUAGCAAAUCAACAUGCAGUUUCUUCAAUGCUUAUCAGUGUGAAAAUAGAGUUUUUAAUGAAGCAAAUGACUGGAGAUGCAUGGUCUUGUGUGAUCUCAAAAACCACAUCAGCUUUUUGUCCAAUUAUCUAGCUCAAUCAAAAUGCAUAAGAAUCUAUCAUAUUUUAUGGUGAUUGCCAAGCCUAUUUUGGCUACUGUUUCAGAGAAACAAAAGACAAUAAGGAAAAUGAUCAAGAAAAUCAAGGCCAAGAUGAAGACAUGGAGCUUCCAAUAUUUGAGCCUCAUACCAUAGCUCGUGCUGCUGAUAGCUUUUCUGUGGACAUCAAGGUAAGGGAAGGUGGUUUUGGAACUGUUUAUAAGGGGACACUAGCAAACGGACAAGAAAUUGCUGUGAAGAGGCUUUCAAAAAGUUCUGGACAAGAUUGAAAGAGUUUAAAAAUGAAGUAAAAUUGAUUGCCAAACUUCAACAUCAGAAUCUUGUAAGGCUUCUUGGGUGGUGCAUUCACAGAAAGUAAAGACUGCUGGUUUAUGAGUACAUGCUUAACAGAAGCCUUCACUCA
Molecule: messenger RNA, 4559 nt
Organism: Theobroma cacao (cacao)
Lineage: Eukaryota; Viridiplantae; Streptophyta; Magnoliopsida; Malvales; Malvaceae
Source: RefSeq, a predicted model, not a curated record